This is a messenger RNA of Aspergillus nomiae NRRL 13137, 1302 nucleotides long. RefSeq names its product NAD(P)/FAD-dependent oxidoreductase. Gene Ontology annotation, molecular function: sarcosine oxidase activity; proline dehydrogenase activity; L-pipecolate oxidase activity. The coding region runs from base 1 to 1302 and encodes 433 amino acids. NCBI's taxonomy places the organism in Eukaryota, Fungi, Ascomycota, Eurotiomycetes, Eurotiales, Aspergillaceae. The record is from RefSeq and is a predicted model, not a curated record. The transcript has 3 exons.
AUGGAUAAGAACAGUAAAAUCGUCAUCGUUGGGGCAGGCAUUUUCGGCCUGUCUACCGCCGCCAAGCUUGCGUCGGAGGGCUACAAACAUGUUACAGUUGUUGACCGCCACAUGCCACCUGUUCCGGAUGGCUCCAGCUCGGAUAUCUCCCGUGUUAUCCGCUUCGAUUACGCCGAUGAGGACUAUCUGAACAUUGCAUACGAAGCAUACCUCAAAUGGUCCCAAUUGCCAAAAUACAAAGGGAUAUUCUUCAAAUCACCCUACAUUCUCACUGGUAACACCAGCGCACACGGGCGGGCCUGGAUUGAAAAGACGACUGCUGCGCUAACCAAGAAACAGCUGCCCUGGGCAAAGCUGGAUAGUGCUGCGGCCGCGAAGAGUAGAUACCCUGUUCUAACGGGGACUCUCGCGACGCCCAAUUUCACCGGCUACUUAAAUGAGCAGGCCGGUUGGGCAGACGCCAGUAAGGCUGUCAGCCAGCUUCGCGACGAUUGUCUUGAACUUGGUGUGUCUUUUAUUUGCGGUCGUGCUGGUACAGUUAUCAGUCUCGAUACAGACUCACAGAAGAGGGUUAGGGCUGUCAAGACUCUUGCGGGAACUUCAAUUGAGGGUGAUCACUUUAUACUUGCUGCUGGUGCCUGGACCUCCGGAUUAGUCGAUAUGUAUAACUCAACCCUGGCAACAGCCCAGGUAAUUGGGUACACGCCCCUUACAGAUGCUGAAGUGAAGAAGUACAAAGAUGUUCCCAUUUAUGCCAACUUCAAUACGGGUUGGUUCAACUUCCCUUCGCAUGAAGAUACCAAGACCCUCAAAAUGGCCGUGCAUGGAUGGGGCUACACACGUGCGCCUACCGCCGAGGAUCAUCAGAGUGUCAAGGCUAAUAUCUCGUCGCCUCCUCUGAUCCCUCCUCGUCAACGCGCCAAUUUUACUCCCCCUGAUGGAGAAGACCGGCUCAGGACCGGUCUGCGUGAGAUUCUCCCAGAAUUAGCCGAUCGUCCGUUUGAUCGGGUGGCGCUCUGCUGGUAUACUGACACGCCUUCGGGUGAUUUCAUUAUGGAUUCUCAUCCCGAUUACAAGAAUCUUUUCGUCGCUGGUGGCGGUAGUGGGCACGCAUUCAAAUUCCUACCUGUGUUAGGCGACUACACUUUCCUUGCGUUCACGAAGCGUCUCCCAGAACAUCUGGCGCAGAAGUGGCGUUUCCGAACAGAGUACAAAGACGACAAGGAUACUUUCCAGGGAGAUGGAAGCCGUGGAGGGCCUGCCAGGCGCGAGUUGCAUGCCCAGGAAAAGGCAAAGCUGUAG